AUGAAGGUUUUCUUCCUACGUAAUCCUUGGAAAUAUCAUACGACUCUGUUUGCAUUAGUGUUAUGCUCACUCUUUUCUGGAGUCUCGCUCCAAGCAAAGUUCAACGCGAGGAUUUGAGGCUUCUUGCACUCAACUGAAUCAGCUUCUUCGUAACUCCGCCUCUGUAUACAUCAAACAUCGAUGUUAUGGAUCGAUGGUCGUGGGUAUGCGAAAUGGGUCGGCCUCGGGAGGCCCAGAUUGUGUUUGAAGAAAUGCGCGUGAGAGGGCUGAAGGCGUCGCGAUUUGAAUCUGUUUUGUUCGUGUAUGGGAGAUUGGGAUUGUUUGGAGAUAUGUCGAGAAUCGUGCACCAAAUGGAGGACGAAGGUUUGGGUAUCGACAGUCUGUUCGAACAUGAGAAGCUGGCAGUCUAUCAUGAUCUAAAAGCGAGAAGAUUGGAGAUUAUUAUAACACAACAGUAUUCCAAACCACAGUGCUGCGGCGUCUGUCGAGUUUUAUGGAAGAUGUUGAUGAGUUUUGGGCAGCCCCUGUGAUUGCUUGGCUCAUGUACACACUAGGGACACAAUGCGUGAACUACAUUAUUAUAGUCGCUGCCAAUAUCAUCUCUCUUUCCUUUCCUUUAUUUCAUGGUUAGGGAUUUUCAUAUUGCAAAAAGAGAGGAAGAUAUUGGCUACUAUGCUGGUUAUAUCGGGUCUUCAUUUAUGCUUGGUAGAGCUCUGACAUCUGUUUUUUGGGGAAUUGUGGCCGAUCGCUAUGGUCGAAAACCUGUUAUAGUUAUAGGGAUUGUCGCAGUGGUUAUAUUCAACACUCUCUUUGGCCUUAGUGUAAACUUUUGGAUGGCAAUUACUACAAGGUUUCUUCUGGGAAGUUUGAAUGGCUUACUUGGACCAAUAAAGGCAUAUGCAAGUGAAAUUUUUCGAGAAGAAUACCAAGCUUUAGGACUAUCAGCAGUUAGUACGGCAUGGGGCAUAGGAUUGAUUAUUGGCCCUGCAUUGGGAGGAUUUCUCGCACAGCCUGCAGAUAAAUAUCCAAAUUUAUUUUCCAAAGAAUCUUUGUUUGGGAGAUUCCCAUACUUCUUGCCCUGCCUUGCAAUAUCAAUUUUUGCACUGGGAGUAAUUAUACCUACAUGCUGGCUUCCGGAAACAUUGCACAUGCAUAGAGAAAAUGUAUCACCUGAUGACUCGGAGAAAGGUUUAGAAACUGGAUCCUGCGAGUCUAAUGUAAACGAAAAACCAAAACAAAUUGAAGGAAGAGGUCCAAUUGCUAAGGAAAGCCUCCUAAAGAAUUGGCCUCUGAUGUCAUCUAUCAUUGUUUAUUGUGUUUUCUCACUUCAUGAUAUGGCUUACACAGAGAUAUUCUCCUUAUGGGCUGUCAGCCCUCGAAGUCACGGGGGUUUGAGCUACUCAACUAAGGAUGUCGGUGAAGUUCUUGCAAUCUCUGGUCUUGGCCUUCUCGUUUUUCAACUUUCUUUAUAUCCAUACGUGGAGAGACUUCUUGGGAGCAUUAUGGUAGUUCGCAUCGGUGGUGUUGUAUCCAUACCUUUGUUAGCAAGUUUCCCAUACAUAGCUUUGUUAUCUGGAUUGAGCCUCUCCUUCGUGGUAAAUUUUGCUUCUGUGGUGAAGAAUGUCUUAUCUGUGUCCAUCAUUACUGCCUUGUUUCUUCUGCAAAACGCAGCUGUGGAGCAACAUCAAAGAGGAGCUGCUAAUGGCAUCGCUAUGACAGCAAUGUCUCUAUUCAAAGCAGCUGGUCCAGCUGGAGGUGGUGUAAUAUUUUCUUGGGCACAAAAGCGUCAAGAUGCUGCUUUCUUUCCAGGUGACCAGAUGGUUUUCUUCAUCUUGAAUGUGGUUGAGGCAAUUGGAGUGUUGAUGACAUUCAAACCAUUUCUUACUCAGAAAGUAAAGGCCAUUAGAUGAAUGUGAUUAAAUCUCAUGAAAUUGUUGAAGAAGAUUCUCAAGACAGCCAUUGAUUCUUCCUUGUAGCGGUAGAUCAUUGGAUGCAUUAUAUUCCAGAUUGAUGAUGAUCACCCAUUUGGUCAGUGCAAUAUAUAAAUAAAAGAAACCAUUAUGUAAAUAAAAGAAACCAAUGCUAUAGCCAUUAAUGUCUGAUAUCAUUGAAAUAUUCUUAAAGUUUUCCUUAAAUUGUUUCUUUUCCACACAUUGUUAUUAAACAGAUUGUAUCAUAAUUUAAUAAAGUGACUGCUGCAUCUAAAUCU
Molecule: messenger RNA, 2209 nt
Organism: Corylus avellana
Lineage: Eukaryota; Viridiplantae; Streptophyta; Magnoliopsida; Fagales; Betulaceae
Product: protein ZINC INDUCED FACILITATOR-LIKE 1
Biological process (GO): transmembrane transport; regulation of stomatal closure
Cellular component (GO): plasma membrane; plant-type vacuole membrane
Molecular function (GO): solute:potassium antiporter activity
Source: RefSeq, a predicted model, not a curated record